Messenger RNA from Sander lucioperca (pikeperch), 2818 nucleotides. RefSeq names its product interleukin 1 receptor-like 1 (gene il1rl1). Gene Ontology annotation, biological process: signal transduction. Bases 89 to 1747 code for a protein of 552 amino acids. Gene Ontology annotation, molecular function: interleukin-1 receptor activity. NCBI's taxonomy places the organism in Eukaryota, Metazoa, Chordata, Actinopteri, Perciformes, Percidae. The transcript is spliced from 13 exons. The record is from RefSeq and is a predicted model, not a curated record.
GUGGGCAUGAGGGACAAGAUAGUCAGCAGUUUCAGGAAAAAGCAUUGUGGUUAAAGGUUCCUGCAGGAGUGACUGAAUAAGACCAAAAAUGGACACUUCCCGACUUCUCUUCCUCAUCUUCAUGGUGAUAACUACAUCUGAAUGUUCAGGGACAGCCGAGCCCAAAUGCGAAGUCUUGACCAUCAUGAAGCCGUCAUACACCCUGUUGGAAGGGGAGGCAUUUUAUUACGAGCCUGAUGGAGACAGUUUUGAUGAAAAUAUCAUAUGGUACAAAAAUGAGACUGAGAAUAUCCCCACUGACAAGAACGAGACUGUACAUUACCAUGGCGAAGCACUCAUUUUCUUAAACCUCCUCCCUGAGAACUCUGGCAAUUACACUGCCUUGGAAAAAGAAUCAUCAGGAAAGUGUUACAAAUAUAAUGUGGAAGUUAACGUUGUCAAAUCAAGCCAUAUGAAGAACUUCCUCAACGGAGCAAUCGCUAACUCAAACACUGACAAAAAGAUCCCAUGUCCAGAUUAUGUCGAGAAACCAUGUACAAAGUUGAACGGAAAAUACACGUGGAACAAGGACAACAAAACCCUUCAAGGUCACCAUGAAGCUGUUCUUUGGAUUCAUAAUGCUAACAAAGUUGACGAGGGCAUCUACACGUGCAUUUGUACCUGGACAUACUACGGCAAGGAGUACAACUCGUCAGCCUCCAGGGAGAUGAAGUGUGAAGAAGAAAAGGCCUACCGUGAAUUAGAGAUCAUCUCUCCGAAGGACAAGGAGCAGUUGGCCGAUGAAGGCGUUGGGAUCAAGCUGAACUGCUCAGUUUUCUGUGGGACUACCAAGAUAAGUGACUGCAGUGCUAGCUGGAGUGGAAUCAACCAGAACAAUGGAUACAAUCAAAUCACCAAAACCGUCACCGAGAACCCUUCAAGGAAUACCAUUUCCACUGCAAUCCUGACCAUCGAAAAAGUGUCUGCUAAAGAUUUCAAGACUGAGUUUAAAUGCAUCGGCGACGGCAGGUACCAACAGGUGUCUGCCAUUUUAACUCUUAGGCGGAGAGAGUCAAUAAUCCCACUAGUCAUUGGAGCAGUGUGUGUGCUGUUCUUCGUUGUGUUGGCCGCCAUACUGGUCAAGCGCUUUGCUAUCGACCUCACUCUCUUCUUCAGAUCCUACUUCCCAUUAAGCAGUUACAAUAAAGAUGGGAGGGUGUACGAUGCCUACGUGGUCUACCACAUGCAGAGCAUGGACAAUGCUACUGAGGAUGCACUCUUUCAGUUCGUCACCAAGAUUUUGCCCUCCGUCCUCGAGGAAAAAUGCGGAUAUCGACUCUUUAUCCACGGGAGGGAUGACAUACCCGGGGAAGACCGUCUGGAGCUAGUGGAGGAGCGCAUGAAGCAGAGCAGAAGGCUGAUGGUCAUCCUCACCCCGGGUUCAGGAUCAGAGUUACAGAGCACAGACCAACGUCCUGCCUCGCCCCAAAACUCAGUGAUAGGAGGGUUUGACUGGCAGGUGGGGCUCCACCAUGCGUUGUUCCAGAGGGAAAUGAGUGUGAUUCUGGUCCAGCUGGGGGACACUGGGCCACAAGGAUACACACACCUUCCUGCUGGCUUGCAGCACCUGAUUCUCAAGAGCGCCCCUAUCAAGUGGCCAGAAGGUUCGCGUGGCGCUGCCACAUGGAACUCACGCUUCUGGAAGAGAGUGCGAUACCUGAUGCCUGCAAUACCUGCAAUAAAAUGUCCACAGUCUUCUAUUAUUUGAAACCCUUAGGGAUUUGCUUUGACCUCCCUGGAAUGACAGAUACUGUAUGUAGCAUGUGCAAAACAAAAGGAUCCAACCGCACCAGUCCCAUCAUACAGAUGUGUGGGAUCACAGGCAUCAGUUCUAUGUAGGAAUUAUGCUAAUAGGAUGCUAAUCCAUAUAGAAUUGUGUAUUUACCGGUAAGUUUAUUCCUCCAUUAAACUGUGGACAUUUCAUUGCAUAAAUCAUUAUCACUCCCUGCUGGUUAAAAACCAGAUCUAAAUUCCCAGAGGAUGAAAUAUAAAAACACAAAGAAAAAGUAAAUAAGGUAAAAUAAUUAUAAUUGAUGAAAAAAGUGUGUGUCUGCUCACUCAAACAUCUGGAAAAAGUGACGACAUUUAGGAGAGAUUUUUCUUGCGGUUUGAAUAGUUGGGGCAGGUAACCUGUUAUCAUUCAGACCUGCAUGUGCUUCGGUACAUUCUGCUGCUUUCAUGCCUGCUGUCCCAUGGUGCUGAUCUCAGGCCCUACAGAGAUGCAGGAGCUGCAGAUUUCCACUGCUAACAAUAAAAGGAUAAAGCCUUUAUUUUAGGAAACAUGUCAGUAUGCUGCUGUUUCUGGGCACCAGUUCUCUCUUCACCUCUUCAGCUCUGUGCUAAUAUCACACUGCCGCUGGCUCCAACUUGUCCACAUUGGAAGUUGAUGUCUGAAUGUAGACUUCAUUUAUAUUCUGUGACGGUUUGUAUGGUUGUAUUUACUGUUUUCUUAUGACCUUUAGAAAGCUACCCAUUUAUGUCUAGUUUAUAAUCGAUAAAGACACAGCAAUUUUGUGUGUUCAUAUAUACAGUACAGUGUCAGUUGUUCUUUAAAAAAAUAAAUGCAUGAUUCGAGAACUGCAGGCUCUUCCUGUGUUAAUCAAAUUGCACGUAAGCUACUACGAAAGUUCCUACAGAUAUAAAAACAUGAAUCCAUGUAAAAUGAACCAAUGAAAUUGGACCUUCCGGUUUUUGUUAUUUAUCCGUUUUAAAGAUUUGACAACAAAUGUAAUAUCUGCCGUUGAUGUUCUCAAUACAGCUUAUUAUGAUUGCAGUUUCU